GCGCAGGGGCGGGGCCGGGCGGGCAGGGAAGAUGGCGGAGGCGUCGCCGCAGCCGGGCCGGUUCUUCUGCCACUGCUGCUCGGCCGAGAUCGCCCCGCGCCUGCCCGACUACAUCUGCCCACGGUGUGAGUCUGGUUUUAUUGAAGAACUUCCCGAGGAGCCGAGGAACGCUGACAAUGAGACCAGCUCCUCUACGUCAGCCGCUGAUCAGAGCAGGCAUCCUUUCGAGAACGUGGAUCAGCACUUGUUCACCUUGCCCCAGGGCUAUGGCCAGUUCGCUUUCGGGUUCUUUGAUGACAGCUUUGAGUUUCCGUUUGGGUCCAAUGUGCAGCCGGAAGACAACCGGGACUCGGAGAACCGGCGGGAGCGCGAGCACCAGUCCCGGCACCGCUACGGCGCGAGGCAGCCCCGCGCCCGCCUGGCCACGCGCCGCGCCUCGGGCAGGCACGAGGGCGUCCCCACGCUGGAAGGAAUUAUCCAGCAGCUGGUCAAUGGAAUUAUUGCACCAACCACAAUUCCAAACCUAGGCCUGGGCCCUUGGGGAGUCCUGCACUCAAAUCCGAUGGACUACGCCUGGGGUGCCAACGGCCUGGAUGCGAUUAUCACACAGUUACUGAAUCAGUUUGAAAACACUGGACCACCGCCAGCGGACAAAGAGAAGAUCCAGGCCCUCCCCACCAUACAGAUCACACAGGAGCACGUAGAUUCCGGGUUGGAGUGCCCUGUGUGUAAGGAAGACUACACAGUCGGGGAAAACGUGCGGCAGUUACCGUGCAAUCACCUGUUCCACGACGGCUGCAUUGUCCCAUGGCUGGAGCAGCAUGACACGUGUCCCGUCUGCCGGAAAAGUUUAAGUGGACAAAACACUGCCACAAACCCCCCAGGACUCACAGGGAUGAACUUCUCGUCAUCCUCCUCCUCCUCCUCUUCCUCCAGCUCACCAAGUAAUGAAAACUCAUCGAACAACUCAUGAAUCUUAACACACCCUCUGUCCCUGGGGCCCCCUCCACUGUCCCCUCUCCCUCCCUGGCCACCACAAGCAGCCAAAGGGGCUUCCAGAGCAGAGCGAGGGGAAGGGGACAAGGGGGGAGCAGUGCCCCCAGAAUUCUCUUUUGAUUUCUGAAGACACGGAGACUCUGGGUCCUUCAGAGAUGAGAAGCCUCAAGUUCUGUGAUGAAAAAGGGGGGAAAGAGCUCUGUCUGUCAAUAAAAACAUCCUCUGUGCGUGGACUUUACCCGUUGCAGUGCGAGGCUGCCGCGCUCCCAGCUGGGAACCCCGAGGUGCUGAGCGAGUGGUUGAAUCCCAAAAGGAAAGGUUGUUUGUAUGGGUUUGAAUUUGAGAUCCCUUUCUUUUAUUUCUUUUGCUCCUCCUCCCCUUGGAUACUCUCUUUUCUGCUUUGGAGAUUGAAGUCUAAAAUGGAAGCGUAAGGAUGCUGCCUCCCCUCCAGGAUCUUCAGCUGGGGAGGACCAGUAGCUCUCACUGAAACAGGAACUCUCAAAUAGACCCCGGGAUCCUUCCCUGUCCCAUCUCGAGUCCCAUUUAUUUUUCUUUAUAACCUCGCCCGCUGAUACUCAACACUGAAAGGGUUUUUAUAAUCUUAAAUUAUUACUGCUGUCAAUAAAUGGACAUUUCAGCUCUGCGA
Messenger RNA from Lepidothrix coronata (blue-crowned manakin), 1642 nucleotides. It is a transcript of the gene RNF126, whose product is annotated as ring finger protein 126. Gene Ontology annotation, cellular component: cytoplasm. The transcript is spliced from 9 exons. The coding region runs from base 32 to 973 and encodes 313 amino acids. Gene Ontology annotation, molecular function: ubiquitin protein ligase activity. The record is from RefSeq and is a predicted model, not a curated record. Gene Ontology annotation, biological process: protein ubiquitination. NCBI's taxonomy places the organism in Eukaryota, Metazoa, Chordata, Aves, Passeriformes, Pipridae.